AUGUGUUUAUGUUUGUUUUAUGUGUGCAUUACAUCGGCCUUUUCUUUCUUCCUCUCUCUCUCUCUCUCUCUCUCUCUCUUUGCGUUUUCUUUUUCUGGAAUGCGCUCACUACACACGCACAGACGUAAAGAUUGUAUUUCCUCCAUUCUUGUUUCAUCAUCCACAUUCUUUCUUUCUUUCUUUCUUUCUUUCUUUCUUUCUUUCUUUCUUAAUAUCUGUCUGUUUUGUCAUCUACGGUAUUUCUUUCUGUCUGUCUUUCUUUCUUUAUUUAUUUUUUGUUCUUUCUUUCUUUCUUUCUUUCUUUCUUUCUUUCUUUCUUUCUUUCUUUCUUUCUUUCUACAUUUCACCCUUUCUUUUUCUGUCUACUCAUCCACCCUCUUCUUUCUUUCUUUCUUUCUUUCUUUCUUUCUUUCUUUCUUUCUAGAUUUCCGCCAUUCUUUUUCCUGUCUUGUCAUCCACUUUUUUCUUUCAUUCUUCCUCCGUCUUUCUUUCUUUUUUCUUUUUUAUUAUCUGUUAUAUCAUCUACCGUCUUUGUUUCUUUCUUUCUUAAUGUCCAUCUAUCUCUUUGUCCGUCUUGUUCGUCACCCACAGUUUUUCUUUCUUUCUUUCUUUCCUUCUUUCUUUCUUUCUUUCUUUCUUAUUUAUCUUCCUGUUCAACUUGUAUAUUGUGACGUUUUCGCCUUGUUUAUGAUUCACGUGUUUAUGCAUAAAUGA
Messenger RNA from Acanthosepion pharaonis, 714 nucleotides. NCBI's taxonomy places the organism in Eukaryota, Metazoa, Mollusca, Cephalopoda, Sepiida, Sepiidae. The record is from the annotation of a GenBank genome assembly.